Molecule: messenger RNA, 1215 nt
Organism: Colletotrichum graminicola M1.001
Lineage: Eukaryota; Fungi; Ascomycota; Sordariomycetes; Glomerellales; Glomerellaceae
Exons: 2
Coding region: 1-1215 (404 amino acids)
Molecular function (GO): phosphatidylinositol binding
Source: RefSeq, a predicted model, not a curated record
AUGACCUUCCGGCAUAAACGCCAGCCCGCCGCGGCCGGGGAAGCCGAGUCCCAGUCCGUCCACUCGUCCCCGGACACGUCGUCUUCUUCCUCGUCCUCCCGGCGCCUCUCCCUCUCCCGCACGCUCUCCACGCUGCGCUUUAGGCCGGCCGACCCCAACGCGCCCCCCGCCGCCAAACCGCCCGGCCGCGGCAUCGGCGCCCACAUCCACAAGAUCACCACCGCCGCCGGGGUUCCCUUCAACAGGGCCGCCAACCUCAUCGGCGCCGAGGGGUGGUUCCCGCAGACCAUGCCCCGCGAGUGUGCCAAGGCCGCCCGGAUCCUCCAGUCCUUCACCGACGAGUCCCUCGGCGGCGACCCCGCGGACCCGGCCGCCACCUCCUUGGGCGGCGACGAGCCCUUCCACCCCUUCGGCGUCACCCGCCGCGCCCUCGUCGCCAUCCCCCACCAGGUCCUCGCCCACUGCGCCGGCCUCGCCAUCUUCAACACCCUCCGCGCGGGCGCCUACAUGGGCUCCCUCGCCGCCGGCUCCGGCCUCGUCGUCGCCCGGCGCCCGGACGGCACCUGGUCCCCGCCCUCGACCUUUGUCGUCUCCACGCUCGGCGCCGGCCUCAUGUUCGGCCUCGAUAUCUACGAGUGCGUCCUCGUCCUAGUGAAGCAGCAUGGACUACUUCCACAGAUCAAAAUCAUUACCCGCGUCCAGGCGCAGAGUCCUCGGUCGCCAAUCGGCCCCGUCGGCACGGGCGCCGCCGUCGAGGCCGCCGCGUCGAGGACCUCGCGGCCCAUGUACAGCUACAUGAAGUCCCGCGGCCUCUGGGCCGGCGUGCAGGUCGACGGCACCAUCAUCCUCGCGCGCCACGACUGCAACGCCGUCGCGUACGGCGACCGCCGCAUCUCAGCGCGCAAGAUCCUGCAGACCCAGGCCGAGUGGCCCGAGGGGUCGCUGCCGCUGUGGCAGGCGCUGGUCGCGCUCGAGGGGCGCUACGCCAUGGACCCGGACAUCGCGAGGGAGCUGGCCUUGAUGGGGCCGCCCGGGAACCUGACCCCGCCGCCGCCGGAGGAGGACGAGGAGGAGGAGGCUGCGCCGGCGUACACACCUCGUGUCGCCCCGCCGUUCCGGUCGAAUUACGGCGGCGAGGAGGGCGUCACGAACGGGAGCAAGAAUGGCGGGAUGCCUGUUGUGGAAGCCAAGGAGAGGCUUCGCCGGACGAGCUGA